Molecule: messenger RNA, 2514 nt
Organism: Carlito syrichta (Philippine tarsier)
Lineage: Eukaryota; Metazoa; Chordata; Mammalia; Primates; Tarsiidae
Gene: ZNF502
Product: zinc finger protein 502
Exons: 3
Coding region: 133-1761 (542 amino acids)
Biological process (GO): regulation of transcription by RNA polymerase II; central nervous system development
Cellular component (GO): nucleus
Molecular function (GO): RNA polymerase II cis-regulatory region sequence-specific DNA binding; DNA-binding transcription factor activity, RNA polymerase II-specific
Source: RefSeq, a predicted model, not a curated record
GAGGCUUUCUUCCUGCGUCCAGGGCUUUCGCGAACCUUCGGGACCGUAGGCGCCGCUGCGACUGGAGCCUCCGGGUCUCACGUUUUCCAAACCUGAAGUGUUUUCCAAUCAAAGCAGAGAGACGAUUUGUGGAUGUUGAAUAUGCAAGGAACUGAAGAGAAAGAGAUUACAGGAGAGACUUGUCCAGGUUGGGCAAAUGAGCCUACUCCAGAGCAGGAUGUCUAUGAAACUGAAUCAACAGGAAUAGUAGCAAAGCGAUUCCAAGAGGAUGAAUACCAGGAUUCUACAUUUGAAGAAAAAUAUGCAUGUGAGGGCAUGAAGGGAAAUUCUCCCAGAGAGGUUCCUGAGCCAUGCCUUUUCCAGGAAGGAGGUUUUGGGGGAAUGACUUUGAUCCACAAGGAAGCACCUGCUGAAAUGAUUAGUCAGCAAUAUAAUUGUAAGAAAAGCUUGAUUUUGACCUCAAGCCUUGUUACACAUCUCAGGGUUUCUGCAGAAGACAGUCUGCAUCAGUGGGAAACAGGUAAUAUACAUACCAAUGAGAUUUCGAACCAAACUAAUUGUCCGACUCUGCCCACACAGAAAAAAUCUUGGAAAUGUAAUGAAUGUGGAAAAGCCUUUACUCAGAGCUCAUCCCUUACCCAACAUCAGAGAACUCAUACUGGAGAGAGACCCUAUGCAUGUGAGGAAUGUGGGAAAGCUUUUAGUCGUAGCUCAUUUCUUGUUCAACAUCAAAGAAUUCACACUGGGGUGAAACCAUAUGAAUGCGAGCAGUGUGGAAAAACAUUUCGAUGUCGAUCAUUUCUUACUCAGCAUCAGCGAAUCCACACUGGAGAGAAACCUUAUAAAUGUAAUGAAUGUGGGAAUUCCUUCCGCAAUCACUCACAUCUCACUGAACAUCAGAGAAUUCACACUGGAGAGAAACCUUAUAAAUGUAAUAGAUGUGGAAAGGCAUUCAAUCAGAAUACACACCUUAUUCAUCAUCAGAGAAUUCACACUGGUGAGAAGCCUUAUUUAUGCACUGAAUGUGGCUCUUCGUUUCGCAAACACUCAAAUCUUACACAACAUCAGAGAAUUCACACUGGAGAAAAACCCCAUAAGUGUGAUGAAUGUGGGAAAACCUUUCAAACAAAGGCAAACCUCUCUCAGCACCAGAGAAUUCAUACUGGAGAGAAACCCUAUAAAUGUAAGGACUGCGGCAAAGCCUUUUGUCAGAGCCCAUCUCUUAUUAAACACCAGCGAAUCCAUACUGGAGAAAAACCCUAUAAGUGUAAGGAAUGUGGCAAAGCUUUUACUCAGAGCACACCUCUCACUAAACAUCAGAGAAUCCAUACAGGGGAGAGACCCUACAAAUGCAGUGAAUGUGGUAAAGCCUUCAUUCAGAGCAUUUGCCUUAUUCGGCAUCAGAGAAGUCACACUGGGGAAAAACCCUAUAAAUGCAGUGAAUGUGGAAAGGGCUUUAAUCAGAACACCUGCCUCACUCAGCAUAUGAGAAUUCAUACUGGAGAAAAACCCUAUAAAUGUAAAGAAUGUGGGAAAGCCUUUGCUCACAGCUCAUCUCUUACCGAACAUCAUAGAACUCACACUGGUGAGAAGCUCUAUAAGUGUAGUGAGUGUGAGAAAACCUUCCGCAAGUAUGCACACCUUAGUGAACAUUAUAGAAUUCACACUGGUGAGAAGCCUUAUGAAUGCAUUGAAUGUGGAAAGUUCUUCAGACAUAGUUCAGUUCUUUUCAGACAUCAGAAACUUCACAGUGGUGAAUAAUACUCAUGUUUAGGUUAUGACAGUUUCUCUAGAUACAGUGACUAGGAAUCUGGCUGGGAGGGUGGGGCAGGUAAAAUUUCUAGAGGGUAGGCUGAAGGAACAUUGGCUGUUGCAUUCUGAGAAGAUGUUACCACAAAUGGAGGUGGGAGCCUGGAGAAUGCAGCGCAUACUCCAGGAGGGCGUAUGGGAAUACAGGGUAGAAAGAAAAUCCUGCUUUUCAGAUAAAGCCUGUAGGUUGCCACUCUUCUUGCCCCAUGUGAAUGUUACAUCUUGAGAAGACAUUUGUUAAGUUAGCAUUUGUGCUUCCUUUACUAUAACUCUGUCUUACCUUCUGACCUUGUUACCCAUGUUUACUGCCCAGUGUUUGAAGCGUUUUUCCAAACACUUCCUGUAACAGUUCUGAUGUAGUGCUAAGUUUAAGAAGCCUCCAGAUAUUUGUGGCAGCUUUGACCAUGCUACCAUAGGGGAGGCUCUCUGACCUUUGGGAGUGAGCCUGUGGAGGGAGGACAGAAACAAGUAAAAAGGAAACCAUAGUCAUUCAUUCACAAAGGAUAUGUGGCAAGAACUGAGCUUACCUCUACGGAUGUGUUGGUGAAAAACACUUUUAUCAGAAUAAAAAUCUUUCCUGAUCUUUCAAGAUUUGGGGUGACUUGGAGCUAAGUAGGAAAUAGUUGGUCGAGGGAGAUUUCAUGAUGCCAGUCUGUGGGAAGACAGUCAUAUUUACUCAGAGCCAGAGACAGGAAGACCCCAUCU